This is a messenger RNA of Spodoptera frugiperda (fall armyworm), 5629 nucleotides long. RefSeq names its product microprocessor complex subunit DGCR8 (gene pasha). Gene Ontology annotation, cellular component: microprocessor complex. Gene Ontology annotation, biological process: primary miRNA processing. The transcript is spliced from 11 exons. The record is from RefSeq and is a predicted model, not a curated record. NCBI's taxonomy places the organism in Eukaryota, Metazoa, Arthropoda, Insecta, Lepidoptera, Noctuidae. Gene Ontology annotation, molecular function: identical protein binding; double-stranded RNA binding; primary miRNA binding. The coding region runs from base 1331 to 3346 and encodes 671 amino acids.
CCAAUAAAAAAAAGCAGAGAGAGAACAAACUCAUAAAAAAGUAGAAUUAAUGGGAAAGGCUGUGGGUUUACCGAAUAUUUGAAUAAAAUCGUAAAUUAUUUACACAUAUUUUGGUCUACGAUUUAUUUAUCGUUGUGUUAAUUAGGUUCUUAAGAUUGCGAAAUCAUUUAUAUAAUCUGAAAUUUAAUAAACAUUGUUUUGAGUACGGGUCACGUAAGUAAAAAUAUUUUCUAGCACACUUGCAAAACGGUCAGAUUACAGUUUACAGUGCAUAAUGUCAAUAAAUCAUAAUAAUUUGUUUGUUUGUAGUUAAUUAGCUUACAGUGCUUAGCCUUACGAACGUAAUAUAGCGUUAUUCAGUUUGACCUUUUUGCAAGUCACAAGUCUCAAGUUGUCUUUGCAGAGAACACUGGAAUACAUUAGCAGCGCUGCCCGAGGUGGUAUCCUGCGGGUGUAUUAAAGCGGUUUUGCUACAGACUAGACUCUGUAUAAACGAUCAGAGGCUCUAGUCUGGCGCAACUCUGCCACAUCUCCGCGGCCGUAGCGCACGCCUUUCACGCGGUCACAGAAUUACCGAAAGUUUACAUCGAGCGAUGGUUGGAAUCCAACUGUUGAUACACAUUGGAUUUUAAGUUCCAUCGCUAGUUGUGGACUAUCUUACUCCAACAUAAUUUAUGUGAAUAACCUCAAAGGUAAAACCCUUCAGGUGUUUGUUGACACUUAGUGCUGGAAUACUGUUAGGACUGUACCACCCCCCACUUUGUUUCUGUAAUCAUUUAAAUCAAGAGUAGAUGUUCAUAAUCAUGUUAGGUUGUAUCCUCAUAGUCAGCUCUAGAGUAGUAUUAAAUCAAUAAAUUGUUUGUGCCAUGGAAGACAAUCAAUUUGCAUUUGAAGCACAUUGUAACAUGACCUGCUUUCACAGUAUUUGCAGCUUAUGUUUAGUCAUCACAAAGUAUAUGAGUAUAGUCAAGUUAUUAACUAACUACUAGAUAAAUUCACAGAAACUAGGUAUUAAUAGUGAUAAGCAAGGAAACAACUAUAAAACAGAGUUAAAGUCUCUUGAAUAAAACAAAUUGAGUGUCACCAAAACUAUAUUUUUAAGUAAUUAUACUGUAUUGUCACUUCAGUGUACAUAACUUAAUUGAUUAUUGUUACUAUUGUUUAUAUUAUGUGCUUAGAAACUGUAAAACCACACCCAGUUAAGAAUGAGUAACUUUUACAAUUAUAAUUCUAUUUGUGCAGAUAAUAUAAGCUACAUAAUCCAAUCCUAGCCUCUCUCAUCAAUGCAAAUAAACAAUUAAAGUAAUAAAUAUUUUAGACAGAGUGAAAGAUGAGUGAAGAAACCCAAUUGGAAGUACCAGCGGCAAAAAAGCUAAGACUGAAUGACGGUGAAGCAUCAAGUAGCCAGGCCUGUACUUCCUAUAUGUUCAAAGAGAAUCAAGAGAACGGGGAGGAAAAGUUUGGUAGUGAGGAUAGCUACGGUAACUUUGUGACUCCUGAAGAACUGGAGAGGCUGAGAGAGUUCAAGGUGUUGGACGAGGUCAAGUCUAAUGAUGAGGACAGCAACGAUGAAGAAUCUGAUAGCUCUGACGGUCUGCCAGAAGAAGAGAUCGAGAAGAUGCUGGAGGAAGACCUUCCGGAGGACUUCAAGGGUGCUCCCAAGCAGAAGGAGAAAGCGUACAUUACUAGACAAACUACAGUUCUAGAAGAGAAGGGUGUGAACCACUUCGAGGUGCUGCCCCUGGACUGGAUCAUGGUGCGUCACAUCAGCGGGAUGCCCAUCUACAUGCACCGCGCCACCAGGGUGUGCACGCUCUCCAAACCUUACUUUCUUGGAUCGGGCAAUACUCGGCGUCAUGAUAUACCGAUUAGCGCCAUACCAUGCUUUGCUUACCGCCGAGCUCUUGAAGAGGAAGAAAAGCAGAAGGAAAUUGACAAAAGGAUUGCAGAACAGAUCCGUACGGGCAAUUGGGUCAUUAACUCACAGUCUACCAAGAUAGACUACUGCGAGAACAGCCAGGACAGUAGCACUGGUACAGCAACCACUGGCGAUGCUAUAGAGCUACAAUGUGACAUUGUAAUGAAGGAAGACACCAAACUUGAAGACUUCACAACUGAUAUAACAGCUGAUGCUGUUAAUGGACAAGAAAUUGCGAGUGGGAAUAAUGAACUGGAAAAUCAACCUGGAACAUCUAAGAACGAAACACAACUAGUCAGUGUAAUAACUAAUAAGGAGAAUGGUGAGUGUCCUAGAGACCUACAGCGGAGACAGCCGGUGGUACUGCCGGGAGGUAUAGUGAUGCCGCCGCCGCGGGUCGAGACCGUCAGCACCAGCUGGAAGACGCAGCAUCUCUCCGCUGAACAGAUCAACGAAUACUGCCGACGCCUGUUCAAGUUUAAGACUGUUAAUAUCAUGCAUUUCAAACGUUGGGCUGAUCGCCGUAAGUACACGAAGGCUCGGAAGACGCUCCAGUACCCCACGCUACCUGAGGGCACCAAGCUGAUCACUAUCCCUGCGCAGCCGGCCAACACGGGAGAAGAGAAUGCGGGUGGUGGUAAGACGACCAAGCGCGACUGGGUGAUGAACAUGAACGGGCGCAGCUACCUAUCUGUGUUCCACGAGUAUGUGCGUCGAGCGCUGCAGAAACAACCCGUCUAUGAGUUCAAACAACUUGGUAAGUAUUUUAUACUUAUUUGUUGCUAUUUGAAGAACUCCAUACAUAUACUUAUACCCGAGAUGAAGGAUGAGUUGGACGAGCACGCCCCUAACAACGCGCCCAAUGAUGCUAAUGAACCUGACUUCACCUUCUUCGACUACGUGGGUAUCGAGGACCCGCGCAUCACGGAGUUCUGCGCGGCGACGUGCGAGCCCUCGCCGCACGCCAUACUGCGCACCUGUCUGCUCAGGAACUUCGGAGCUGGGGACCGACACAUACAUACUGAGAUGAAGAAACUGGAGUACCAAAAGAUCGAGCUGACGAUGAAGGUGGGCAAACACACGGCUACCGUCAUCAGCAAGAACAAGAAGAUGGCCAAGCAGCGAGCUUCCCAGUCUAUACUACAGGCACUACACCCACACGUACGCUCAUGGGGCUCGCUACUCCGUCUGUACGGCUCCCGUUCCGUCAAAAGCUGCAAAGAGAAGAAACUAGAAGAACAGCAGAUCACUCUGCUACAAGACAAGGCGCGCCACAACGAGCCCAACUACGCCGUCCUCGACAAACUGAGGAACGAGAUGCGUAAGCUACGGGAGAGAGAUGAAGCCGUUGUACCUAUCGGGACCUUACUAGUCCAUGAGGACCUCCCCACGCACUCAGGGUCUAAUCUGAAUAACGUCGAUCUGUGAUAGAAAUAUUCUACAAAUGCUAUGAUUUGUCUGUGGUUGAAACAGGUUUUUAAUACCAGUUUAAACUGGUUUUUGAUAACACAAAUGUCUCCAAUUUAAUUCAAUUUUAGGAGAUAAUUCAAAUAUUAUUAUUUUAUGAAAGUUGAGUACAUACUUUCUGUACCUGUUUUCAUUAGUUCUGACUUUGAAACCAAUCUUAGUUAUAGUAACUUUAAAUGCAAUUUAUUCGCACGAUUAUAUAAAGGUGAAUGAUAAUAAAAUAUGAUGUAAUAUUCUCUUGUGGAGGUUAUUAUAAAAAAAACAUGUGAAGCUGCCAAUCUUUUACAUGAGCUUCAAUUAUUAUUUUGGUGGUUUCGACAUUAAUAGUCAAGUAAGGUGUAACUAUUUAUUCGAACUAGAAUAUAUUCCAGUCAAUAUUUUAAAGUUACGUACUUAACGUGGUAGGUAAACAGUGGUAAUGUAACAAAUGAUAUAAUUAACAAAAUCAGCUAUUAUAAAUAUGUAGUAUAGAAUAUUAAAGUGUUGAUAUUGUGUCUGUUCAUCCGUAGUGUGCUGUGCUAUGCUAGUCUGGGGUACAAAUCAACACACGUUCAAUCUUAUGUCUAGUUCAAUAUUAUUUACGUUUGGUUAGUUGUGCCUUAAUUUUGCUCGAGAUAAUGUGUCUCAUUCAUUAGUGAUAUAAGUUUCCUAUUGUUAUAUGUAACUAACAGCGCUAUAUCCAAUGGGGCCACUCUCUUACUGGUCUGUAUCUAUUCUAGAAUUCCUUUUCUAUCCUAUCCUAGUGUCUGUCUUCCUAUUCUAGUGAUCUUCUUCAGGUAACCUAAAUAUCCAGUACUUGUCUAUGUGUGAAAGAAACUCGUGGCAAGCACUAAUCAAAUCUUUAGUCAUGUUUUAAUUGCAAUAAUUAGAUGUUAUUUGUCAGGCAAAUUAUAUUUUUAUAGACCUUGUAUGGCAUUUAUAGUAGGCUUAGCAUUUAGCUCAGUAAAGUGACAUAAUUUUGUAUGUUUUCUGGGAUUAUAAUAUAAUCAGCUAUCUACAGAAAUUGGUAAAUUAAUUUGUGAUGUAACAGGAAUGAGAAGUUAUUAAUACAUUUAUUGAUAUCUUAGUUUAGGAUAAGAAUAACGAUUAUUUUAGACUGUAGACUCCAAACUGACGUAGUCACUAAUUUCAUCUUUGUGGUAAUUAGAACUUUAUGUGGAAUGUGCUAUAAUCGAAUUUGCAACUAAAUACUUUCGUUUAUACAUGUAUAUUGUAAGUAUGAGUACCUAUCCUUCAAACAUAUAUUUUGCACUUUACAUAGUUUUAAUGAAAUAAUAUAACUGAAUGUUCCUUACUGUAUAAUUUGCGAAAAAUAAUAAUUCUCAAUCAUAUAUUACUAACAUAUUGCAGGUUUUAUUCAAAUGACAUUUUGUAUGUGUUUAGCAAUAGUUUUUAACUUUCUAGUAAUCUCGAUGACGGUCUAAUUAAAAUGUAAUUGCAAAGAAGUACAGUUCUCUUUUUCAGGAACGAAUAUUAUUAUUACAACCAGUGAGCUUGGGAUACACGGUGUUUUAUAUACAAAAUGGUUAAUAUGUAUCACAUAUUAAAAUAAUUAUUUUACUAAGUUAAUUUAAUAAAAUCAGCUAAAAAGCUUUAUCCUUCUCAUAAGUGGGGUGUUUAUUAUAAAAGAUAAUUAUUAAACAUUUAAUUGUAGCAUAUAUUUGUGCCACAUUUGUACGAAACUUGAUUUUAAGCUAUUCUCUUCCUUUAGCUAUAGUUAGCCUAGGUAUAUAAAACUAUAAUUUGGAAAUAGGUCAUGUAUUUUGUCUAGUUUUGAACUUAAAAUCAAUGUAAUGUAAGACCUAAGCUACUAAUAUAAUUUAUUUACUAAGUGUCAAUAAAUAGUCCAAUGUACUUACGAAUCUUUGUGAUAGGUAGACAUAUGUAUGACUAUAGGUACUAAAUGUGACAAAAUGUAUUAUAAUUUUUGCUUAUAGAUGUUGAAUCUGAAAGUUUGCGUGCAUGAGCAACUUUUAAAGUAAACAUGUAAUUGUGAUUAAUGAAAAUAGCUACAUUUUUGAUGCGGAUGAUAUCUUGUACUUCUUGAUCAAAUAAUGAAAUGUAGGAAAAAAAUGGUCGUGCGCUUACUACCCACCGUCUCAUUGACUGCUUUAUCUAUUAAAAUGGAAAAUUCAUGAAUGAAAUUGUCAAAUGAACACUGCUUUUACUAUAUUAGUAAGUGUAAUGUAUAAUCCAUGCUAUUAUAUCCUGCUUUCCAAUAAAUAAAUAACGAUAUUACUCUUC